AUGAAGAUUUCUAUGUUAGAAAAUGAUACGGAACAAUGGACAAGAGCACAGCAAAGGCAUUGGUUAAUCGUAUUAGCCGCCGGUACAACUCUUGUUUAUGCUAGUCGUAAUUGUGUUCCUUUACUUAUACCUUCAAUUGCCAAAGAAAAAAACUGGAGUCGAUCGGAUUCUGGAAUUGUUUUGUCAAGUUUUUUUUGGGGAUAUACUCUAACGCAAGUCGUAGGAGGAUAUGUAGCUGAUAAAAUUGGAGGACAAAAAGUGAUAUUAUAUUCCGCUUUAGGAUGGUCAAUAAUCACUAUUUCAAUGCCAUUUUUUAUACAAGUUCUUUCUCCAGAAGUUGGUUUUUAUCUAAUGUUAGUUAGAUUUGCUCAUGGCGCUUUUCAAGGAGUUCAUUUCCCUGGAAUGAGUAGCUUAGCGAGUAAACAACUCUCAGGAAAAAAUAGAGCUUCAUUUUUUAGUUUGGCAACGUCCGGAUCCGCGUUGGGAAUAUUGUUAACCGGAACUUUUGGUUCCUACAUAUUAGAUAAUUCAAAUUGGCAAACAGUAUUUUAUUUAGUGGGUGGAACAUGUUGCAUUUGGACAUAUUUAUUUUUUUUCCUAUGUCAAACGUCAACUAAUGUGUUUAUAAAUUUUGAAAAUCAUAGCAUUCCGUGGAAAAAUCUCUUUCGAAAGCCAGCGUUUUGGUCAUGCGUCUUUGCUCACGCUUGUCAAAACAACUGCUUCUUUAUUUUGUUGUCUUGGUUACCAACUUAUUUUCAUGACAUGUUUCCAGACGCAAAAGGGUGGCUUGUCAACAUGAUUCCGUGGCUGUUUACAGUUCCUUGUACUUUUAUUGGAAAAUGGUUAUCUGAGUAUUUAAUUUCCAAAGGUUUUACCGUAACUUCGACGAGAAAAAUUAUCGAAGCAUUUUGCCUUUUAACUGAAUCAUUUGGACUUUUAGCUUUAGAUUAUAUAAAAUCAUUAAACGGAGUGUUAGCCUGUAUAGUUUUAAUUAUAGGAGCCGCCGGAUUUCACAACAGUGCUGUCGUUGUUAAUCCAGGUGAUCUCGCACCAAAACAUUCCGGUAGUGUUUUCGGUCUGAUGAAUACGGUGGGCUCAAUACCCGGUUUUGUAAGCGUUUAUGUAGCCGGUUUAAUUUUAGAAAAAACGCAAAAAUGGACUUUAGUCUUCAAUUCGAUAGCGGCGAUUAAUAUAAUUGGAUGUUCAUUAUUCUGCUGGUUUGGAAGCGGUAAUCCUAUUAUACAAUGA
This is a messenger RNA of Pediculus humanus corporis (human body louse), 1248 nucleotides long. RefSeq lists its product as uncharacterized. Gene Ontology annotation, biological process: transmembrane transport. The coding region runs from base 1 to 1248 and encodes 415 amino acids. The record is from RefSeq and is a predicted model, not a curated record. The transcript has 5 exons. Lineage: Eukaryota; Metazoa; Arthropoda; Insecta; Psocodea; Pediculidae. Gene Ontology annotation, molecular function: transmembrane transporter activity.